GCCGGCGGCUGUGGAAGGAGGUCUGAGCUGUGUCAUCAAAAGAGAGAGAGAGAGAAAGAGAGAGAGAGAGAGCGGGAGAGAGAGGGAGAGAGAGGGACAGGGAAAGAGGGAGACAAGCAGUAAACAACAGCGUGUUAUAGGACAGAAUGGAACUGAUGUGGCCAGCAGUCUUUCUGCUUCAGCUGCUCUACCUGCCCUUCUCCGUCAACGUCUACACCGGGUCGGGAAACAGGACGAGCAACCAAUCAGAUGUCAUCAUCGCAGACCUGCUUGAAGUUGCAUCUUCCAAAACACCAAAGUCACCCGUAGGGGGCAAGGGUCAGGAUGUAUGUUCAAUUCCGUGCGAUGUAACCGCCAAACUACUGCGUGAUGACAAAAACUCCCUGUGUGGCCAGAUACAGCAGUCUCUGCUGGCUUAUGGCCGCAGCACCAGGAAGAUGAUCAGAGAUGUGAUGGAUGAACAGCAGAGAGCCCUAGACUUCCUCACCACCCAGGUGACAGAGCUCAUCACCAAAAUGCAGACCCUCAGUUUAGAGGUCCAGAGAAGCAACACAGAGAUGUACGCUGUCAAACCAGUACAGUCCCAUGGACGGGACUGCAGUGACAUCAAGGACAGUCUGGUGUCAGUGGUUCCGAAGAUCCCCAGUGGGAUUUACAUCGCCCACCCCGAGAACUCAGACUCCUCCUUCGAGGUGUUCUGUGAGAUGGACUACAUGGGGGGGGGCUGGACCGUGAUCCAGAGGAGGGCAGAGGGCUUGAUGGACUUCAAGAGACCCUGGGAAGACUACAUCAACGGCUUCGGACACCUACCAGGAGAGCAUUGGCUGGGCCUCAGCCAGGUGCAUCAAAUCCUGAACCAGAAGGAAACCCGUUUCCAGCUCCACAUCGCCCUGGUCUCCCACGACGACGAGACUGCCUACGCCUCGUACGAUGACGUCCACCUCGGGGGCGAUGCGCUGUUCUACAGCAUCCACCUGGGCCGCUACGCUGGCAGCGCUGGCGACGCGUUCCGCGGCUACGAGCAGGAGCAGAACCAAGACACGGCUCCGUUCAGCGCCACCGAUGUGGACAACGACGGCUGUGUGCCGUCCUGCUCCAUCCAUAACCGCACGGUGGAGAGUUGCAGCGCCCAGUACAACCACACGGGCUGGUGGUUCAACCAGUGUGGUCUGGCAAAUCUCAACGGUUCACCGGGAGACCGCGGCGCGCGGCCCGGGGGUGGCGGUGGGUACGCGGAUGGGGGCACCCACAUCCUGUGGGACACGUGGACGCAGAACGGCGUGCCGCACCUCAUCAAGUCCGUCACCAUGAAGAUAAGGAGAAUCCCCACGAACAACUGAUCACUUGACUGGAGCAAGUUUUUUGGUUGUUUUUGUUGGGGCUAAUUUAGUACAUUAAUAUAGAACGUAUUUUAAUAGAAACUACAAGGUUUUAAGGAUGUUGAGAAGGUUUACAUUAGGUAUUCUGUUUUUGACUACGUUGGACAAUUCUAAUGAAUAAAUUGUAGCCUACAUCUUUGACAGAGGCGUAAACACAUUGUUGAAUCCAUUGUUUGAAUGGCGCAGGGUGACACUAGAAUGCAGUAAAUUGAAAAUGAGUUGGGUCCACUCACACUAUUAGGUGUAUUUUAAUUCAUAACGUGAGAGUGAUUCAUUGUAUUCAAUACACUCAUUAUUUUUUAAAUUGGCGCACGCAGUUGUAAGAGGAGCGUCGCUGUGGAGAACACACUUCCGUCAUAAAAGCUUGGGAAAUUCUCAGGAACACGACAAGCGUGCCUUUAUAUGGGCUUCCGGGGAACGUGCAGGGUCGGAGCAGCUGUUUUAUCACACCGAGCAGCUGUGGACAUUUCCCAACAACAGAGUGUUCUUUUUUAAACCGAGGACUGCGAAGUGAGCUGGUUUAUCUUGGCUGAGCUUCAUGUGUGUUGGGAGAUGUGGGGAAAGCAAAACACACGAUUUUUAUGAAACAUAAAGAGUUACAGUACAGUUAUAAUAAUGUUCGAGAGUAAUAUUAACAACAAACAACAAAUAUUUUUUUUUUGUAUUGAUGAAUAUAGUCAAAUCAAGAUCCACGUCACGACGUAAUAAACCUCGUCCAGCAGAUGGCGCUGUAAAUCGGU
Messenger RNA from Gadus morhua (Atlantic cod), 2119 nucleotides. RefSeq names its product angiopoietin-like 5 (gene angptl5). Gene Ontology annotation, cellular component: fibrinogen complex. Gene Ontology annotation, molecular function: extracellular matrix structural constituent; protein-macromolecule adaptor activity. The record is from RefSeq and is a predicted model, not a curated record. Lineage: Eukaryota; Metazoa; Chordata; Actinopteri; Gadiformes; Gadidae. Gene Ontology annotation, biological process: blood coagulation, common pathway; blood coagulation; positive regulation of heterotypic cell-cell adhesion. The transcript is spliced from 8 exons. Bases 147 to 1340 code for a protein of 397 amino acids.